This is a messenger RNA of Doryrhamphus excisus (bluestripe pipefish), 5085 nucleotides long. RefSeq names its product capping protein, Arp2/3 and myosin-I linker protein 3-like. The record is from RefSeq and is a predicted model, not a curated record. Gene Ontology annotation, molecular function: protein binding. Lineage: Eukaryota; Metazoa; Chordata; Actinopteri; Syngnathiformes; Syngnathidae. Gene Ontology annotation, cellular component: lamellipodium; plasma membrane. Gene Ontology annotation, biological process: cell migration; regulation of Arp2/3 complex-mediated actin nucleation.
CUCACAUCCAUCCUCCCAGCAUCCAUAGGUUUUCUUCCAGGAAGCGAGGAUGCUCUACAGGAAUGCCUGCAAGAUAGACCAUUGUUUUUGUGUGUGACUAUACAGGACGGGAGCUAGAAGAGAGGAAGAAGAGGGUGGCUAUACGCGACGAAGAAGAAGGACUGCGAGUUGCAGCCAUGGCCGCGAAAGAGAUCACCGCUUUCGGCUUCGUGUGUGUGAACAAGGACAUGACAGAAAGCAUCAGGAAGAUUAUUGAGAUGUCGUCCAUCAAGUUCAUUUGCGGAAUUAAGCUCGACACCAAGGGUGGUAAAACAGAGGACAGAAUUCUGGUGCUGACCACGUGGCGUCUGUACUUCCUGGCGCCCAAGAUUCCUGCCAAGGUCGAGUCCACAUUUAACUUCUUGGAGAUCCGAGCUUUGAAUUCUCACCCUGAACACCAGGUCAGCAUCGACACUGACAAGUCCAGCUGCUCCCUGCGGUUCGAGUCACGUGACCACCUCAACCAUGUGGUCAGCCAUAUCAACUACGCUCUCUCCCGAAUAUUCAACAACUCUGUAUUUGCCCCAUCCAUCUGCCACUCGGACAGCGACCUUUCCGACGGCAGCAGGAAGUAUUCACCCAGUUCGGAGACGUCGGUGGAAACCCAGCGGGCGUGCGGAGGCUUUUCAGAGACGUACGCCGCAUUGUGCGACUAUAAUAGCAUCAGCUGCAAAGAGGAAGUGCAGUGGGACGUGGACACCAUCUACCACUCCCAAGACAACCGAGAGUUCAACCUGAUGGACUUCAGCCACCUGGAAAGCAGGGAUUUGGCGGUGAUUGUAGCUUCGGUGGCAUACAACACGUGGUUCACUAAGCUGUACUGCAAAGAUCUACGAUUGGGGUCAGAAGUCACGGAGCAGGUCCUGCACACAGUGAGCAAAUCAUCCAGCUUGGAGGAGAUCACACUGGAGAACGCCGGGUUAAAAUCAGACUUCCCACAGAAGAUGUCGGCUGCUCUGUCUGAGAAUCCCGCCUCUGUCAUCCACUCGCUCAACCUGGCCCACAAUUCUCUGGACAACCAAGGCAUGGCCAACCUAAUCCAGCAGAUAUGUCGCCUCAGCAAGGGUCUCCGCCUCCUCAACCUAUCCAAGACCUCGCUCACCUCCAAAGGGUUGAUGUCGCUCUCUCUGGCUCUGAACUCCAGCGACGAGUACUCCAACUCACUCCUACACCUGGACCUGAGCAAGAACCCAGGGGUCCUUUCUGGUGAUGAUGCCUCGAGCUUGUAUCUCUUCCUGUCGCAGCCCAACUGCCUGGUGCAUUUGGACCUGUCAGGCACAGAUUGCUGUGUGGACUCACUAUUUGGGGCUCUUCUGAGGGGGUGCUGUGCUGAUCUCGCCUUUCUGAAUCUUUCCAAAAACUCCUUCUCCCACAGAAAAGCAAAGGACACACUGCCUUCAUUCCGUCAGUUCUUCAGCUCUGCCUUCAGUCUCACCCACGUCAACCUGGCUGCCAUGAAGAUGCCCCCAGAAGUCCUCAGGGCUCUCCUAGCGGGCUUAACAUCCAACCCCCACAUCAACGACCUCCACCUGGACAUCAGCGGCUGUGAGCUACGAUCUGCAGGAGCGGCUGUUCUACAGGAGCUCUUCCCCAGAGUCUCCUCCAUUGGCACUCUAGAUAUCUCCGACAACGGUUUGGAUGCAGACUUGCUCACGGUGCUGCCAGCCCUAUCCAGACACCCUUCCCUGAAACACCUUCAUCUCGGCAAGAACUUCAACAUCAAAAACAGGGUUCUGGAUGAAGUCCUGCAGAAACUGGUGCAACUCAUACAAGAGGAGGAAUGUGCUCUGCAGACUCUGUCGCUCACCGACUCGCGUCUCCGCUCUCGAGGCACGGUCCUGGUCAACGCUCUGGGCAGCAACACCUGCCUGAGAAAAGUGGAUCUGAGUGGAAACAACAUGGACGACAUCGGCGCCAAGAUGUUGAGCAAAGCCCUGCAGAUCAACACCACAUUACGGAGCGUGACAUGGGAUCGCAACAACACCUCCGCAUCAGGAUUUUUGGAUGUAGCCCGAGCACUUGAACAUAAUUUCACCCUGCAGUAUAUGCCUCUUCCUCUGAGUGACAUCAGCCAGGCGUAUCGUAGCACCCCUGAGAGGACAGAGCAGGCAUUGACCAAGAUCCAGCGGGCAUUAGUGAGGAACAACCAGACUCAGCGCUUUUCCCAGCGUCAGGCUCUGCGGCUGCACCAAGGCCUGGUCACCAGCACCGCCGAGCAGGUGAUGGAGCGGCUGUGUGCACGUGUCCAGCAGCAGGUGUGCAUGCUGCGAGGUGUUGGAGAGGUGGAGGACAUUCAAGCUGCCAAACAAGUGCUGAAAGAGGCCAGGAAUUCCCGUGCGCUGUACCCCUCACUGUGCGAGCUGGCCCACGUCCUGUCCGUAGAUGGGCCAGUGCGUCAGAAGCUGGACUCGUUGGCUGGUGAUCUUGCCAAAGCUGCAGACAAAGAGCUUCAGGUGAUUGUCGACUCCAUGGUGUCUCUCUGCCGUGAGCUUUGUCCUUUGUCGUCUGCUGCAGCAGAACAGCUAAGCCCGCCGCUUUCAUCUGUCUCAGAGCGUGUGUCCAUCCCACGCUCCGCCAUCCGCACGGCCCUGACGGAACGAGCAGCGCAGGACAUUCACCGAGCUUUAGAAGAAGUCAAGCUGUCUGUGGUCUCCUAUCUCACCAACUCCAUCGUGGACCAAAUCUUGCAGGAGCUCUACGCCACCCACAAGACGUUGACCAGACAGGUGUCUUGUCAUGUUAAGCGCUGGGAGGGGAUGUCUGAGGAUGGGACAGGCUGGAGGUUCAACAAGCAUCGGGACUCUCUGGACAUCAUGGAUGAAGAGCUCGGCACCAGCAUAGACACAAUAGCCAUUAAGAAGCGCAGCUCGAGAACAAGACGGAUACGUCCUGUCUCCACCAGGCUGAGCCUCUGUGACGACUCCAGCUCCUCACCACCCCCUUCCAUACCACCCUACUCCACACCACUAUCCCGUUCUGCAUCCUGGGAAGGUCUGUCAGAGCUACCCACACAGGGACUGCCUCUCCAUCACGUGACACUAGUCCGUCCGAGGCCUCCGCGGAGGCACAAAGGAGGAUACCUACCCGCCGACAUGCAUUGCAGUGAAAAUGGAGGACUAAGCCCUUUGGAUGAUGGACUGCCAGAUUUCUACACUAAAAGAGUCCUUCCUGAUAGUCAGCUGUCCUCGCUGCACACCACACACUCCCUGAGGAGGAAGAAGAGGAGGAACAUGCUGGCCAUCUUUGGCUUCCGCAGAAACCGCAACCAAACGCUGUCCAACCAGGAAUCGGAGUUUGACUAUUAUGCCGAUGGGAGUCACACCGUGGCCACAGCACCCACAGGGACUGCCACAGAGAAUGUUUACACUCUCCUUCAGCCUCCAAGGUCCGCCACCAGGGCUGCGUCGCCCGGAGACGGGGCUGAUGGGAAAAAUACUCUUGUUUUGAGUCCUCCGCCAGUGCCAGGCAUGCCACACCCGGGCAUGGGAGGAAGCAAACACCCCUUUUACUCUCCUACUGAGAGAUCAGAAAAGGAUGCUGUGCCAGAACAGUCGACAGAGGUGGACAAGUACUGGGCGGACGACAAGCAGAGGACGAGCGAGGUGCUUCAGGCGGAGAAUCUUUGGAUGGACAGCAGGCGGACUAAUCAACAUGUGGAGAAAUCGGCAGAGAGACGGCGCUCGGAUGAGAAACUGCACGAAAGAACUUUCGGAGAAGCGAGAACCAUGGACAAGCAGUGGACUGAGGGCAGACAAAUGGACAGACAGUGGACCGUGGACAGACAUACACAAUGGCAGAUCGAUAGAAAGAUGGAAAAACAGUGGAUGGGCGGCAGACAGAUAGACCGCUCGUGGUCAGAGGGCAAGCAGACGGAGGUACAGCCUGACCCUCAGUGGACGGAUAGAAGUGGCUGGAGGACAGACAGACCGGUCCAGGCACUUCAUUACACUCAAAGGCCACUACCCCCGUACCCGUCAGACAGAACACCUUCACCUAAGCAGGAAGUAAACAUCGGAGUCGACACACAGGGGGAAAGACGUUUAAGUCCAGAUGCUGAAGGAUGGAGGAGCAGCAUUGGAGGAGCCUACACCGUGCGACCUGCCCCCUGUGGGGCAAAACCCGAACCCCCACCUCAAAGUAGCAAGCCCAACUUGUCCAAAGUGAGGCCCCGACAUCGCCUGGAGAGCUCUGACACGCUACCUGAGGAGGACGGAGAUAUAGAGGAGGAUCCUGCCAAACUGGACAAGAGGAGAAGAGAUCUAGAGAGUCAACCACCCCCCAUUCCUGAAAAGCCAAAGACAACUUCAUAUGUGACCUUCCCAAAAGAAUCAGCCAUGGAUAGGAGCUUGCCCCCUCCCCCAGUGCCCCCUCCAGUCAGCAGGCCUCUGCUGGGGCUGCCGGACAGAGCCGCAAGUCAAGGUGAAGAGGGACUGAGACCGCAGGCGCCCGUGAAGCCACAACGGAACCGAAAAGCCAUGUCAUGCGAUGCAGGCACUGACAGGGAAAGCCCCAAUAACAUUGAGAAGCCCCCAAAUCGCAAACCCCCUGAGAAAAAACCUAGACUUCCCCAAAACAGAAAUAAGUCACUGGACUUGUCUGACUGCUUCAACACAGGACCGGGUCACAGUGAGCUGGUGUGAUGAUGACCUUUCAGCAUUUCCUUCAAAGUGUCAAUCACACACGCCCAUACACUCUAUUUGUGCCGCCUGCCUCGUUUUAACAGUGUUUGCUUCAGAGGACCCAUCAUCAUUAUCACGCAUCCCUCGUCUUUUGGGAGCGCUCCACUUGUGGCUUGUAAAGAGUCUUUUUUUUUUAAAUUUUAUUAUGAUUAUUAGAAUGUGAUUUCUACAACUUGAGUGCAUUUUGAGCUGCUUGACACAGCCAGCUGAUUGCCUUGGUCCACACUUGAACAUGAGUUGCUUCUUAUCAGAUAAAACUUGAGGAUUUAUAUUAGAAAGUUAAUAAUAUAUUUUAUAGAAAAAACAAUAUUGUCUAUGAGCACCCCUCUCAAACACACACUGUAUGAAUAAAACUCAAAUGGAUGAA